This is a messenger RNA of Biomphalaria glabrata, 3832 nucleotides long. RefSeq names its product coatomer subunit beta-like. Gene Ontology annotation, biological process: intracellular protein transport; intra-Golgi vesicle-mediated transport; endoplasmic reticulum to Golgi vesicle-mediated transport. The coding region runs from base 163 to 3072 and encodes 969 amino acids. Gene Ontology annotation, molecular function: structural molecule activity. NCBI's taxonomy places the organism in Eukaryota, Metazoa, Mollusca, Gastropoda, Planorbidae. The transcript has 25 exons. The record is from RefSeq and is a predicted model, not a curated record. Gene Ontology annotation, cellular component: COPI vesicle coat; cytoplasm.
AAGAUCUCUUUUUUUUUUUUAAACAAGAGCAUUAAAAUUAAAAUAAUAAAAAACUGAAAUCUAGUAAAAAAAAAAAAAAAAAUUAUACCGGAAGUAGAUACUUGGCAGUAGUCAAGAUUGACGUAUACAGACUAACAAAACUAAAAACUUACCACUCACAAAAUGACAUCCAUAGCAGAACAACCAUGCUACACGCUUAUCAAUGUCCCCAUGGAUGCAGAGCCGCCUUCAGAAAUGCAGCUAAAGCAGGACCUAGAAAAGGGGGAUGCUGCUACUAAAAUAGAAGCUCUCAAGAAAGUCAUCCAGAUGAUCUUGAAUGGAGAAAAGAUGCCAUCUUUACUCAUGACAAUUAUUCGAUUUGUGAUGCCCAUGCAGGAUCACCUGCUGAAGAAACUGUUGCUUGUUUUCUGGGAAGUUGUGCCUAAGUACACCCCUGAAGGAAAGUUGUUACAAGAGUUUAUAUUGGUCUGCGAUGCUUACAGAAAGGAUCUCCAACAUCCGAAUGAGUUUAUCAGAGGCUCCACACUUCGUUUUUUGUGUAAACUCAAAGAGCCAGAAUUGAUUGAGCCUCUAAUGCCAGCAAUAAGACAGUGCUUGGAGCACCGACAUUCAUAUGUUAGGCGCAAUGCUGUGUUAGCAAUUUACACCAUCUUUAGGAAUUUUGAGUUCCUAAUCCCUGAUGCCCCAGAACUCAUUCACAACUUUCUUGAAGGAGAGCAGGACAUGUCUUGCAAACGCAAUGCCUUUAUGAUGUUGAUACAUGCAGACCAGGAGAGAGCCUUGAACUACCUGAGUAGCUGUAUUGAUCAGGUGACUUCAUUUGGAGAUAUCCUUCAACUUGUUAUUGUGGAGUUGAUUUACAAGGUUUGCCAUGCCAACCCAGGAGAGAGAGCUAGAUUUAUCCGUUGCAUUUACAACUUGCUCAACUCAUCUAGUCCUGCUGUGAGGUAUGAAGCUGCUGGCACGUUGGUCACCCUGUCCAGUGCACCUACUGCUAUCAAGGCUGCUGCCUCUUGUUAUAUUGAGUUGAUUGUGAAAGAAAGUGAUAACAAUGUCAAGCUGAUUGUACUGGAUCGUCUCAUUGCUCUCAAGGAAGUUCCUGCUCACGAGAAAGUUCUGCAGGAACUAGUUAUGGACAUUCUGCGAGUGUUGAGCUCUCCAGAUCAAGAAGUUCGUAAGAAGACCCUUAACUUGGCCCUUGACCUUGUUACAUCUCGUAAUAUAGAAGAGAUGGUACUAGUACUCAAGAAAGAAGUAGUGAAGACUAACAAUGUUGAACAUGAAGACACUGGGAAAUACAGACAGUUACUGGUUCGAACCUUGCACCAAUGCAGUGUCAAGUUCCCAGAUGUUGCUUCCACUAUCAUUCCUGUUUUAAUGGAAUUUUUAGGCGACAACAAUGAACUGGCUGCGGCUGAUGUGCUGGUGUUUGUCCGGGAGGCAGUUCAGCGUUUUGAUCAACUGCGACCUUUGGUCAUCAGCAAAUUGUUGGAUGUAUUCAGCACCAUCAAAGCCAUGAAAAUUCACAGAGCUGCUCUCUGGAUCCUUGGAGAGUAUUGUACUUCAUCAGAUGAUAUACAAAGUGUCAUGACUCUUAUACGCCAGUCACUCGGAGAGAUUCCAAUAGUUGAUGAUGAAAUGAAGAAAGCUGCUGGUGAAGUUAAAGAUGAUGAGCUCCAAUCUGGCGGUUCUGUCCAGAGACUUGUAACAGCCGAUGGAACUUAUGCUACCCAGAGUGCUUUUAGUACGAGAACUACCGUUAAAAAAGAAGUGCCCCCAUUGCGUAAAGACAUGAUGGAUGGAGAUUUUUUCAUUGGUGCUGCCCUGGCCACUACGCUGACCAAAUUGGCUCUCAAGUACACUAACAUAACUCAAGACAAGAAAAGGCAAAAUGCUUUUGUUGCAGAAGCUAUGCUUAUUAUGGCUACCAUAAUCCAUUUAGGCAAGUCUGGCUUGCCAACUAAGCCAAUAACUGAUGAUGAUGUGGAUAGAAUUGCUGUAUGCCUCAGAGUGUUGGCUGAGAAGUCAGACCUCAUGGUAGAAAUCUUCAACACUGCAUGCAGAGGCUCUCUCUCGUUGAUGUUGGCUGCUAAGAUCGAAGAAGAGAAACAACUUCAAGCGGCUGCCGAGCGUAAAAUUGUGAAAGUCCAUGCUGAUGACCCGAUAUCCUUUGUUCAGUUGAUCAACAGAAGUGACCAGGGGGCUGGGGAGAAUUUGUUUGAACUGACCCUCUCCCAGGCCCUUGGUAUGAAUGCCAAGAAAGACUCUGACCCAUUGGGCUCUUCCAAGCUAAACAAGGUGUCACAGUUGACUGGUUUCUCUGAUCCUGUCUAUGCUGAGGCUUAUGUUAAUGUCAAUCAGUAUGACAUAGUGCUGGAUGUUCUCAUUGUUAACCAGACUGCUGAUUGCCUACAGAAUCUCACACUAGAACUGGCCACUUUAGGAGAUUUGAAACUUGUUGAGAAGCCUCAACCUUUGACCCUGGCUCCACAUGAUUUUUGUAACAUUAAGGCCAAUGUGAAGGUUACGUCCACAGAGAAUGGCAUUAUUUUUGGAAAUAUUGUCUAUGAUGUGACUGGAGCUCAAAGCGACCGUAAUGUAGUUGUGUUGAAUGACAUACACAUUGACAUUAUGGACUACAUCGUGCCAGCCUCCUGCACCGACACAGAGUUCCGCCAGAUGUGGGCAGAGUUUGAGUGGGAGAACAAAGUGACAGUGAACACCAACAUCUUGGACCUGAAAGAGUAUCUGGAACAUGUCAUGUCUUGUACCAACAUGAAGUGUUUAACUCCAGAGAAGGUAGAUGAGUCAGAAUUCAAUCCACAUUUGUUAAUCAGAUCACAGGCUCUGUCUGGUGACUGUGGUUUUAUGGCAGCCAACAUGUAUGCCCGCUCCAUCUUUGGGGAAGACGUCCUGGCUAACCUGAGCAUUGAGAAACCAUUACACUUGGGCAAAGAUGCUUCUGUCCAGGGUCAUGUACGCAUUCGAGCUAAAAGUCAGGGCAUGGCAUUAAGUAUGGGCGACAAGAUCAACCUGUCUCAGAAGAAAGUAAUCAAAGUUCUUGCUGGUUGAGGCCCUGUGGCUGACUCAAGUCCUACUAGAGAUUUCAUUUGAUUAGGUUUUUUGGUUUACACUAAUUGGCUGAUGUCUUAGUUGCAUCUGAAUGAUUGAUACCUUAGAACUGUUUUUUUUAAUUUCAGUGGUAACAACAUAUUUUCUUAUGAUAGGAUUUACUCAACACUGUUUUUUUAUAUAUAAUGUUAUAAAAGAAAAAUGUCCUUACAUAAAAGUAAAAUAUUCUAGAGAAGUUAUCCAAAUUCACAAAGCUGGUCUGAGGCUACAUUGUAAAGUAUUGGGAGCUGACUUUAAAAAAGGGUUGAGAUCCCCUACCUGGGCAUUGUCUAUUAUUCUAGACAAGUGCAGUAUUUCACAUGGCCACACAAACCCAGUUGCACCCUGCUUUUUUUUUUUUUUCCAACACCUAAUUACUCAGAAGUCAUGAGAUCCCAAGUAGUAAAACUGGAACUGCUUUUAUAUUCCAUAAAGUUAAAUUUAGAUCUCACUCUAAGUUCUAUGUAGUUUUUGACUUGUGUUUCUAGUUGGUUCUAAGGAUUUUAUUUCUUACUUAUCAUUACCCUACAGCCAUCAUUUGUUUUGAUAUAGUUUUCUUAUUAAUGAUACUUGAGUUAUUUCAUUCAAUUUUUAAUACUUCAUAUGACUAGAGAAACAUUUACUUUGUUAUUUAUGGUUUUCCUGGUUAUUGUCUGUUUUGUGUAAACACUUCCAUCUUGUGCUGUUUUCAUAUUUACAAAUAAACCCAUGAAGCGUAAAA